GUAUCGAAUACAGAAGAAUCACGGAAGCUCGCUCGCUCGAACCGAUUCCGUUGAAAGCACGAGUCCUUUAACUAAUAGCCGGCCAGAAAGAAAGUGAAGAACUAGAGAGAGAGAGAGAGAGAGAGAGAGAGAGAGAGAGAAAGAGAAAGGUGAGCAUUAAUGGCGUCAGGGAAGCAAGUGAUGGUGAUCGGGGCAGACGACAGCGAGGAGAGCCAUUACGCUCUGGAAUGGACUUUGGAUCACUUCUUCAAGCCUUUCGGCGGCGACACAGCUCCGUUCAAGCUCAUCAUCGUCCACGCCAAGCCAUCGGUUUCCUCCGUGGUUGGCUUCGUCGGCCCCGCAGCGGCGGAGGUUCUGCCGAUCGUGGACGCUGAUUUGAAGAAGAUGGCUGCCCGUGUAACUGAGAAGGCCAAGGAAUUUUGCGCUUCUAAAUCGGUGACCGAUGUGGUCGUGGAGGUUAUGGAAGGAGAUGCUAGGAACGUUCUGUGUGAGGCUGUUGAAAGACACCACGCAUCCAUCUUGGUUGUGGGAAGUCAUGGCUAUGGAGCCAUCAAAAGGGCGGUUCUAGGAAGCGUAAGCGACUACUGCGCUCAUCACGCUCACUGCACCGUGAUGAUUGUGAAGAAGCCAAAAACCAAGCAGUGAGUGGCCUCUGGGUUCAGUUAAGCACAACGAACACAUAUGUGUUGAAAAAUUACGAUAUUUAGAUAAUCAAUUUGUCCCCUUGAGGUUGAAUCUUGAAAGGUUAUAUGUAUAUAUACUUUGUACUUAUGGUUUGAUCGUUCAAAAUUCAGAGUAUGGCAUGUAUUUUAUAGGUUGAAAGAUGAAGGUUUCAAA
Messenger RNA from Pyrus x bretschneideri (Chinese white pear), 837 nucleotides. RefSeq names its product universal stress protein PHOS34-like. The record is from RefSeq and is a predicted model, not a curated record. Lineage: Eukaryota; Viridiplantae; Streptophyta; Magnoliopsida; Rosales; Rosaceae. The coding region runs from base 160 to 645 and encodes 161 amino acids. The transcript is spliced from 5 exons.